Messenger RNA from Cuscuta epithymum, 3460 nucleotides. The record is from the annotation of a GenBank genome assembly. Lineage: Eukaryota; Viridiplantae; Streptophyta; Magnoliopsida; Solanales; Convolvulaceae.
UGACAACGUAAGUGAAAAGUCUCUUUUCUUAGCCGCCUUUCUUUCGGAACUUUCGUUUCUCGACACUUUGCCACGCGUUUACGCCACGCGAGAUCUCUGUAUAUUCCAGAUCUCUCAAUUUCCGGACUCCGCAAUUAUUAUCACUUCUCUAUAUUUUAUUGCAUCUUAUCCGGCUUCAGUUUCCGGGGCGAUUGAUUUUGACAGCCGUUUCUGAUUCGUUUGUGGGGUGGGUGUUAGCUUGUCGGCCGAGAGUUUUCAUCCGAAGUAAUUAAGGUUUUUCGAGGAGUUUAAGGGUCGAUAGUUGACUUGAUGGGCGGCAAGAGUUCCAAGGACGAUAGUUGGAGGCGUACUUCUAGGUCAGCUUCAUCAUCAUCCUGGAAUUAUGAGUAUCCUCCCCAAUCAGCCUAUCCAACUCAAUCGCCGGAGACCUACGAUUACCCAGUUCAGCACGCGUAUCCUUCUUACGCGCCUCCUCCUCCCGCGCAGCCGUAUCACGCGCCUCCUCAAGAUCCUAGGACUCCUAACCGCGCGCCGCCUCAGAGGAGGCUUGACCGGAGAUACUCUAGGAUUGCGGACAAUUACCAUUCAUUGGAAGAGGUAACAGAAGCUCUUGCACGUGCCGGACUGGAGUCUUCCAAUCUAAUUGUUGGUAUUGACUUCACAAAGAGCAAUGAAUGGACUGGUAAGAGGGCGUUUGGUGGGCGAAGCUUGCAUGACACCGGGCAUGGUCUUAAUCCCUAUGAGCAAGCAAUUUCCAUCAUUGGGAAAACUUUGGCUGCCUUUGAUGAAGAUAACUUAAUCCCAUGUUUUGGGUUUGGAGAUGCAUCAACUCACGACCAAGACGUGUUCAGUUUUUAUCCGGAUGACAGAUUUUGCAACGGUUUUGAGGAAGUCUUAUCUCGGUACAGGGAAAUUAUCCCCCAACUAAGACUUGCAGGACCAACAUCUUUUGCACCGGUCAUCGAAAUGGCUAUGACUAUUGUUGAGCAGAGUGGGGGACAGUACCAUGUAUUAGUGAUCAUUGCUGAUGGGCAGGUUACUCGUAGCGUUGAUACUGGGCGUGGUCAGUUGAGUCCUCAAGAACAAAAAACAGUUGAUGCAAUUGUAGAAGCAAGCAAGUUUCCACUGUCUAUUAUUUUGGUCGGGGUUGGAGAUGGGCCGUGGGACAUGAUGAAGGAAUUUGACGAUAAUAUCCCCUUGAGGGAAUUUGAUAAUUUUCAGUUUGUCAAUUUUACCGAGAUCAUGGCAAAACCUGUCUCUCAAUCUCGGAAAGAAACAGAAUUUGCUCUCUCUUCAUUGAUGGAAAUUCCUUCACAAUAUAAAGCUACGAUAGAGCUUGGUCUGUUAGGGGGUAAUAAAGGUAAAUCCCCCAAUAGGGUUCCCCUCCCCCCUCCAAUGUAUGGUGCAGCUUCAUCUGGCGGUUCAAAGCCUGCAAGAGCAACAAGUUUCCAGCACACUUCAAGUUCGUACUAUGACUACAAGGAACCGGCCGGCACACCAUCUGCCUUUGAGCAGAGAACAACAAGCUCUUACUAUGAUCCUGUAGGUGGUGGGCAUUUUGACCACGGUCCUUCUGCACCUGUCACGAGUUAUGAUAAUUUGGUUUGUCCAAUUUGCCUCACUAAUCGGAAGGACAUGGCCUUUGGUUGUGGACAUCAGACGUGUUGUGAAUGUGGGAAAGAGCUGGAAACAUGCCCGAUUUGUCGCAGCUCAAUCCAAACUAGGAUAAAGCUGUAUUGAGUGUGAUGUAAAUCCAACCCUUCAUUCGUUCCUUCUUGUAAAAAAGUAUCCCAAGCAUUUGCAGUCUUGGUUUAUGCGUAUUCUGUACAUUUAUUGAUUGACCUUUAUUAGCUUAAUGAUUUGUUUUCUCAAUGAUUGAGAGAGGAGGGUUGUUGUUUUCAUGAGUUGUCUAUGGAAUUUGACACGCCCAUUAGGGGCAGUCUCUCUCUUCCUAUGAGUGAGUACAGAAUGUAUUAAUCCGACACUUCGUCAACAACAAAUUCAGAGAAGAAUGCGCGCAAAUUCAAGAAAACGAUUUACAAUAUGAUGAAUGACUCAGUCAAGCAAGCUCUGUGACGGCGUGACCCGAUAUAGAGCCACUUUUGUAAGCAGGGCACAUUGGUGAUCAACAAAUGACUGAAAUGAGUAUGCACUAUGCAGUGAACUAUGUUACAGACACUCAGUACACAUUUCUGAAACGUAAAGAAGGAAAGAGAACGAGAAAGUAAAGGCUCCUACUACGAAAAUUAUUGCCUCUUAACUAGGGGUGGACCGGUUCGGGCCGGUUCGGGCCUCGGGCCUGGGCCUGGCCGGGCCUCGGUUCAGAAUAUUGAGGCCCGAGCCCGAACCGGGGGUGGCCGGUUCCGGGCCGGUUCCGGGCCAGACCGGGCCGGUUCCGGGCUGGGCCACCCGCCCUAUUUUUUGUUUUUGUUUUUUGGCUUCUUUAUUUAAUCCCCUGCCCCUCUUUCUCAACCCCAAACCACCCCAAACCACCUCAAAUGGACCAAAAUACCUAAUCUAACCCAAAACAUAAAAAAUUUUCAAAAAAAAAUAAAAUAAAAAUUAUUUCCGGCCCGGACCGGGCCCGAACCGGCCGGGCCGGUUCACCAUAUGGAAGGCCCGGGCCCGGAACCGGGAACCACCGGGCCGGUUCGACCCGAACCGCCGGUGGACCGGGCCACCGGGCCGGGCCGGUUGCUACAGUGGCCGGGCCGGGCCGGUUCCGGGUCGGGCCGCCCGGCCCGAGUCCAGGCCUACUCUUAACUGUUAACACCAGUCCUACUAGAUUUUUUUCUACGGAGCAUCAGCCAGUAGAUUAUUUUAAUUAAUCGUUUGCCAAUUGAUUUACAAUGAAAUCAAACGGAGGUUAGCAAUAACUGUUCGAUCAGACAUAGAAAAAGCCUCUUUUGCCAAAGCAUGAACGGCUUGAUUCGUUGAUGUAUAUGUGCUACACCAUUGAAGAAUUAUGUCAGGUUUUCUAUUCUAUCCAUUUUCAGUCUCAGCAAGCUAUGGGAUAUAACAAGGAAAAAGAGCUUGAUAUCUUCAAAUGCAAUCCCUACUUGGGAUACAUACAUCCCUCCACCGAUCCCAGAUAUGAUAAUGGUUGCAUCUGCUUCGAUGAUCACGUUAUGCAAAAUUGCAAAUUGUUCUCUUUAGCUCACAAAUGACAAAAUUAAUAGAAUAAUUAAUACUCCCAUGCUUUUCCGUUUCAAUGCGCUGAGUCCCGCAUUACAACAAUGUGGGGUUUCUGUCAAUGCACUCUGGAACAACAUGCAAAACGAUUGAUAUAGUACUUGGAACUUGGGCCGAUUUCCAACUUCAUAAAGUCGAAGUUGCAAUCCUUCUACCCCUUGCUUAUGUGAAGUUUUCUCCCUCAACAUUAUACUAUUCCCCAUCUUCCAUAUGCUCUAGAGUAGCAUAACAAAUUGACACAUAUCCUCUUCCGCUAGCAUGCUCAAAA